AUGGCGCCCGACAUGAAUGCCUUCCGCCGCAUGGCCGACCUCUGCCACACCGCUUCGAAAUGUAUCCUCAUCUUUGCAAUUCACUCAAACAGAAGCGCGGAAGGAAUCUCUCUCCUUACGCAAGCGCUCUACAUCCUCGUCUUCCUAACCCGCUACCUCGACCUCUUUUGGGUUCCCCCCUCCUUCUCCUACUGGAAUUUCGUCCUCAAAAACUUCUACAUCUGGUCCAGUCUCUACAUCAUCCUCCUCAUGCUCCGCAUCUACCCUCGCACCCGCGAACGCGAAAAGGCGUGGAAGCUCGCCAUCUACGCCCUCAUCGGCAGCGUCGUCAUCGCCCCUCCCUUCACAGUCAUCUUCAAGAAAUUUAGCGUGGUGGGCAUGCUGUACACCUUCUCCGAGGCGCUGGAGAGCGUGUGUAUCCUGCCACAGCUGUUACUGCUGAGGCAGACGACAGUCCCGACGGUGAUUACGUCGUUUUAUCUGGUGACGCUGGGGAGCUAUCGCUUCUUCUACAUCUUGAAUUGGAUCGUGAGGGCCGCGGGCCAGGAGCAUUAUUUCGAUCCGAUUAGUUUUACCUUUGGAGUGAUACAGACUGCUCUAUAUAUCGACUUCGCUUGGGUGUAUUGGACGAGACAACGGGUGAAGCUGAGGGGCGGUGGUGUGGUGGAUAGUGAUGAUUUAAGAAAGAGCUGGCUGGUCGGUGGGUUGUUGGGAAGGGGAAGAUCGAGCGCUGAUCUGGAACGGCCGAGUGGCGGAAUCGAUGAUCACGAAGAAGAAGAUGAUAUCGAGGCAGCAGCAAGGAGAGGUGGCAACAUACCAAAUGUAGACGGAAGUACAAAGAGACCAGCCCAGCCAAAUCGAUGGGGCAAGCGCGGCGUCAGUGUCAGUGCUGAUGAUACAUUGGAGGAGCAUGGACAAACACGCAGCAGUAGGCAACAACCAAACAAAAAGAUACCAGCGCCAAUAUCAACCACAGCUGCCAAUGAGGGCGGUACUCCACAGGAGAGGACAAGCAUGCUGAGGCAGCCGGAUGAGUUCCUUGACGACGACGACGAUGUCAUUGACAAUGCCCAGCCCUUCUCCGUGGGAGACGGAGACGGAGACGCCGAUGUGGUCACCCCUACAACAUCUGCUGGGAGUGGUCAGCAAAAGACGGUGCUCAAUAGCGGAGAGGCUUGGAGUGGAGCUGGUGACAGAAAAGCUGGGAGUGGGAGAGGGAAGUAG
Endocarpon pusillum Z07020 is the source of this 1224-nucleotide messenger RNA. RefSeq lists its product as uncharacterized. The transcript is spliced from 2 exons. Gene Ontology annotation, cellular component: membrane; cis-Golgi network; endoplasmic reticulum. Bases 1 to 1224 code for a protein of 407 amino acids. Gene Ontology annotation, molecular function: ER lumen protein retrieval receptor activity. Lineage: Eukaryota; Fungi; Ascomycota; Eurotiomycetes; Verrucariales; Verrucariaceae. The record is from RefSeq and is a predicted model, not a curated record. Gene Ontology annotation, biological process: endoplasmic reticulum to Golgi vesicle-mediated transport; protein retention in ER lumen.